Molecule: messenger RNA, 720 nt
Organism: Trichosporon asahii var. asahii CBS 2479
Lineage: Eukaryota; Fungi; Basidiomycota; Tremellomycetes; Trichosporonales; Trichosporonaceae
Product: E2 ubiquitin-conjugating enzyme
Exons: 5
Coding region: 1-720 (239 amino acids)
Source: RefSeq, a predicted model, not a curated record
AUGUUCAAUUCUGAUGACCUUCCCCGCGCGUCACUUGCUGUGCUCCCUACGACUGCACUCACUCCUCCUUUGCCGGCCUUACGUCCCCAAAUGCUCACCUGGCAACUACGCACAUUGUCCUCUGCCGCCCUCCGCGCCCGGACCCCUCCUCACGCCCCGUCGCUCGUCGUCUCGAUCUGGUCGCUGAAGCAGAACCAGGAGGCCGCGGCGAAGAAGAAGCCGAAGACGACCCCGGCUCAACUCCGCGUCCAGAAGGACCUCACCGAGCUCGACCUCCCGGACACGAUGAAGAUUGAGUUCCCGGACCCCGCCGACGUGCUCAACUUCAACCUCACUAUCAACCCCGACGAGGGCCAGUACAAGGGCGGUUCGUUCAAGUUCACCGUCGCCAUCAACCCCAACUACCCUCACGAGCCGCCCAAGGUCCGCUGCGUCCCGAAGGUAAGCUACAGCUUAGCGGCACGGGCUGACGAUAGAUCUACCACCCGAACCUCGACCUCGAGGGAAAUGUCUGCCUACUGGAAGCCGGUUCUGAACCUCUCGUCCGUGUGCUACGGAUUGCAGCUGCUCUUCCUCGCGCCCAACCCCGACGAUCCUCUGAACAAGGACGCUGCGGAGGACCUGCGCCGGGACCACGUCCAGUUCCAGAACAACGUGAAGCGGGCCAUGGGCGGCGGCUCCGUGGGCGGUGUCACGUUUGACAGGGUGUUGAUCAAGUAA